AUGGAGUCUUAUCUAUUUCUCAUUGUUUCUCGCAUGCGAUCGCUUACCCACCGAGAGUCGAAUGAAGAGGUUCGUUCACUUGUCGAGGCACGCUCACGCUUUCAUUUUCUUUUUAGUAACAUCUAUCUAUCUAUCUAUCUAUCUAUCUAUCUAUCUAUCUAUCUAUCUAUCUAUCUAUCUCUUUGCAUGUCUACAUAUUCUUUGCAUACCUAUCGAUUGAUCAAUCGAUCUAUUUCCCAUUUCAAUUUCUUUCUUCCUUUAUUUCUAUCUAUCUAUCUAUCUAUCUAUCUAUCUAUCUAUCUAUCUAUCUAUCUAUCUAUCUCCGUGUGUUCACUAUCUAUCUAUCUAUCUAUCUAUUUAUCUAUCUAUCUAUCUAUCUAUCUAUCUAUGUUCAUAUCUAUCUAUCUCAUUCUGUUCGUCUCUAUAAAUCUAUAUAUCUCAGCCUGUUCGUAUCUAUCUAUCUAUCUAUCUAUCUAUCUAUCUAUCUAUCUAUCUAAGUCAAUUCAUAUCUAUGUAAGUAUGUUCCCUAUCUAUCUAUCUAUCUAUCUAUCUAUCUAUCUAUCUAUCUAUCUAUCUGAGUCAAUUCAUAUCUAUGUAAGUAUGUUCCCUAUCUAUCUAUCUAUCUAUCUAUCUAUCUAUCUAUCUAUCUAUCUAUCUUUGUUCAUAUCUAUCUAUCUCAUUCUGUUCGUCUCUAUAAAUCUAUAUAUCUCAGCCUGUUCGUAUCUAUCUAUCUAUCUAUCUAUCUAUCUAUCUAUCUAUCUAUCUAUCUAUCUAUCUAAUCUCUCCUGCUUUCUGUCACUUCAAAAUCUCUUUCUUUUUUCUUUUUUCUUCUCUAUAUUGCGUUGUUCUUUCUUUCUUUCUUUCUUUCUUUCUUUCUUUCUUUCUUUCUUUCUUUUCGCUGUUUUCUUUCUUUAUUGGUUGUUUCUUCUUUCGUCACUAUGUUCCGUCUUUCUUCUUUCCUUUCUUUCUUUCGUUCUUUUCCCUGAUUUCUUUCUUUCGUUCUUUUCUUUCUUUAAUGGUUGUUCCGUCUUCCUUCCUUUCUUUCUUUCUUUAUUUCUUUCUUUCUUUAUUUAUUUCUUUUCGCUGUUUUCUUUCUUUAUUGGUUGUUUCUUCUUUCGUCACUAUGUUCCGUCUUUCUUCUUUCCUUUCUUUCUUUCGUUCUUUUCCCUGAUUUCUUUCUUUCGUUCUUUUCUUUCUUUAAUGGUUGUUCCGUCUUCCUUCCUUCCUUUCUUUCUUUCUUUCUUUCUUUCUUUCUUUCUUUAG
This is a messenger RNA of Acanthosepion pharaonis, 1263 nucleotides long. Lineage: Eukaryota; Metazoa; Mollusca; Cephalopoda; Sepiida; Sepiidae. The record is from the annotation of a GenBank genome assembly.